This is a messenger RNA of Amaranthus tricolor (Joseph's coat), 2935 nucleotides long. RefSeq names its product myosin-binding protein 1-like. Gene Ontology annotation, molecular function: myosin binding. The coding region runs from base 290 to 2383 and encodes 697 amino acids. The transcript has 4 exons. Lineage: Eukaryota; Viridiplantae; Streptophyta; Magnoliopsida; Caryophyllales; Amaranthaceae. The record is from RefSeq and is a predicted model, not a curated record.
CAUUAUCAAAUAUCAUUCCAAUUUCCACCCCACCAUCAAAAUUUCUUCACUUAUAAUCUUAAAGCUUCCAUAUUUCUCUGUCUUCCCUCUUCCUCCUUUUUCGCUCAUCUCGAUCCAUCUUUCAUCAUUCAUACAAGGUACAAAUUUUUGAUAAAACUGGUAUAUGGAAUGUGAAUUUUGGCAUUUUUGGUGGUUUUAGGGCCUAAAUUUGAGAUGGGAUCAUCAAUUUUGAUCUUAAAACCUUGGAGAUUAACUAGAAUUUGUGGUUCAUUGUAAGAACCCUUGUAAUAUGGAACAUAUGGCUACAAAAGGAGCCUUCUCAAUCAAAGUGGAUAGUAAUUUACAUGGUUUUGCCUAUGCAUUGAAAACAGCUGCUUGUGAGUGGCUAUUGCUGUUUCUUUUGCUACUUGACGCGGCCUUUUCGUAUUUCUUAACAAAAUUUGCCGAGUAUUGUGAGUUGCAAUUGCCUUGCAUAUUGUGCUCUAGGCUUGAUCAUAUUUUGGGAAAAGAAAAGCCUGAUUUCUAUAGAAAUCUUCUUUGUAGUAACCAUAAAUUGGAGAUAUCAUCUUUGGUUUCGUGUCAUAACCAUGGUAAGCUUGUUGAUGUUCAUGAGAUGUGUGAGGAGUGUCUAUUGUCAUUUGCAAAGAAUGUAUCAAGUGAGGAAACAUACAGAAUUUUAGUGGGUAAAUUGGGUUCAGAUUGUUUUCAAAAACCAUUACUUAGUCUGAAUUUGGGUUCUAGCUCUUUAAUUACAAAGAUUUGUUCUUGUUGUUUUAAGCCAUGGAGAUCUAGGCCAAAUGUGCAAAAGCUGGUUCAGUCAAAACCAGAACCUUUAGUUGUUUCUAAACCUGAUAUCCCUAUACCAAAAUCACCUGGACUGAGAUCUGUUAAUCACCUAGAGGGUGGGAGGAGGAGGAGGAGGGAUCGGUUUUCAGGGUCGACUACACCUCUUGUCCAUGGAAGCACCGAUUUUGAUUCAUUGUCUCAUGUGGGAUACACCGAGGUAAAGAUCAGUUCAGACUCGGACUCAGAUUUCCCAUUUUCUGACGAUGAUGACAUUAUCUCUGUCCCUCGGAACCAAAGAAAGGAUGAAUUCAUAUCCCAACAGGGUUCUAAGUUCAUCCCAAAGAGGCAAUACGACGAUGUUUUUCCUUCUGUACAAUUCCUGAAACCAAUAUCUGCCAUUAGCAAUCAUAUUGUUCCGAAUCUUGAGCCUGAAAAAGGUGAAACUACCACUCCAACAUGUUCUGUAUCUAAUGGUGAUAUAAGGCAGGGUCUUGGUGAAAUCAAGUGGUCACAAGCUAUCAAGAAAACGGGUUCUGCACCAUCCGAGUUUGUGUCAUUGGAUGAUAUUCCUCUCUCGUCUAGUGCUCCGAAGGGUUCACUUGCUGCACCAGUAGGUGAGGGUGAAAAAGAUUCUCUAUCACAGAAGUUUAGUGCUUCUGAUUAUUCAGAUUUUAUUUCUCAUAAACCUCCUUUACUAUCCAGAAAUAUGCAACUGUCUGUUAGAGCAUCAAAGGAGAAGUAUAUCGAAAUUAAGGAAAUUGGCGAUAAGCGACAUGCAUCUGCCAUGAAUAAUUGGGAAUCCAUUGAUUUGAAUAGCACCUCAACUGAUUCUAUAAAUAAAGAUGGUGCUUUCUUGUUUACUAAUAGUUCUUCCGUUGGCACAAGAGACCAUGCCUUGGAUACUCCUAAAGACGUCAAAGUUUCGAGUCCCUUAUCAGAACAACUUGGCACGAGAGCUUGUAAUGGUAUUGGACCAUCUGAGGAACCAACUUCAUCGAAAAUAUCAGACCCUCAAACAGAUUCAUCAUCUACCGAUAAAAAUCACACUGUGCACGCUGAUGAACACACUAACAAGCCACAAAAGACCGAGAGUCCUAGUUCCGAUGAAUCUCAGAUGCCUCCAAAACCCCCAACAAUGGAAAGGUCUAACUCCCUUGAAUCGCUAGAAGAAAGCGUUGGGGAAAUCGAAGGUGAAAGUAUUGUUGAUAAGUUGAGAAGACAGGUUGAAUACGAUAAGGAACUCAUUAGAAGUCUGAAUAAGGAGCUGGAUGAAGAAAGAAAUGCAGCCGCCAUUGCUGCUAAUCAAGCCUUGGCUAUGAUUACUAAGUUGCAAGAGGAAAAGGCGGCUCUUAACAUGGAGGCACUUCAAUAUCUGAGGAUGAUGGAAGAGCAAGCUGAGUACGAUGUGGAUGCGCUCGAAAAGGCUAACGACAUGAUUGCUGAAAAGGAGAAAGAAAUACAAGACUUGGAAACCGAGCUUGAUUAUUUUAGAAUAAAGUAUCCAGAAGACUUUCCAGAAAUGAACAAGGAAAUUUUGUUCGAACAGGAUGAUGCACAAGGUUCAUACAUUGAAGACCUUGAAAACGAGAAGUCUUAGUAACGAAAUUCAAUUUAAACUGCACAUCCUUAAAUGUCCAACGGGGUCUGGAAGCUCGCAGGAUCCUUGCUAGAAGCGAUAGGAGUGAAAUGUCGAAAGCAUCAGCUUGGAGUUGUCUUCAAGAAAGAGAGGAGGCCGUGCCACUUUUCACCAUGUAUUUAGAGGCUGAGAUCGAUUACCACGAUAAAGGUUUUUAGAUAAGGUAUCUGUUCAAUACCCGAUAAAAAACACUUAAAUCGAAGUCAGCAUAACCCUGUGCUAGGCUGCUAGCCUCUUGCAGCCUUAUGUUUUUCGGGGGGUGUUAUCGUCUUGCUUGGUUUCUUCUCUGAAGCAGCGGCUACAUUUCUUGUAGAUAUUCUCUGAACCGAAUGAUAUCAGACUGUAAAUUGGUUUGCAAUUUUUUGUGAUAUGUUUUUGAUUGAUUCUCGAGGUUGAAUCCAACGAGCCAACUCACACUUGCUUGCGGCUGCCUAUGAAAUUUAGGCCGAGUUGAUUGUGUCUGUUUUGUAAUCCUUUUACAGCCUAGAAAUACAACUGUUUUCCUGCUAUAAA